Sorghum bicolor (sorghum) is the source of this 1307-nucleotide messenger RNA. RefSeq lists its product as uncharacterized. The record is from RefSeq and is a predicted model, not a curated record. The transcript has 8 exons. Lineage: Eukaryota; Viridiplantae; Streptophyta; Magnoliopsida; Poales; Poaceae. The coding region runs from base 406 to 1092 and encodes 228 amino acids.
CACUACUUGGUGUUAUAUUUUGGAAGUGACAAAUUUCAGCGAAUAAGCAACACAAACUCUAGCAAUUCUCAGCAUCAACAGACACUACAUCUUACAGGAUCAAAACCUUUUUCACAAGUUAGUUAUGAGCAGAGAAACCUAGAGACUGGUGAUGAGCCAGAUGAUUUGGCACUUUGGAGGAGUACACGCAGCAAGGAAGGUCGAUGGUCUUCUGAUGCUGCUAAGGAAAUAUAUGAAAGCACCUUCUCUAAAAUUGUAGAGAGAAUUGAGUUGGACGCUUCUGUGAUUUCAAAGGAACAAGAAAGGCACAUUCUUCGUGAAACCUACAAGGAAACCACUGGAUGCAAGAGCAGGAAAGGUCCUGGACAUGGAUACUUGGCAAAGUAUCCGACCCGAAGCCAACUGAUGAAUGAACGAAUUGAAGAGCAAGCUCGUGCAGCUGCAUUAGUAGCAGCAGCCCAACAGAAGAAUACUAAGAUGCAAGCUGAGGUACAGAAGUUAAAAGAACAGCUUUCCGUUGAAGCCACAGAGAGGGAGAAAGACAAGGAAAAAAUUCAGCAGCUAGAACAACAACUGGAGAGUACAAGCAACAAGAUUAGAGAAGAACUAAGGCAAGAGUUUUUUUCGCUAAUCAAACAACACAAUCAAGCACCGCCUUUGAAUGCUACACCAACCACUACAGCCCCUCAGCCUGAAGAAACAGCCCCUCAGCCUGAAGAAUUCACUACCAAUACUACUACUAGUAUUUAUAAUAAAGUUAGUGAAAAUGAAGUUGCAGAUUUGGCACAGGCUGGUACGGAAACUACCCUGGCCACACAUAAUGAACCUUCUAAUGGACCUACGGUUGUUCCCACCCCCAGCCAAGGACCAGAAGAUGUGCAACAGACUGUAGCAGACAGUGUAUUAUUAACCAAACAAAUGAGAAUCCCACCUUGUCGCCUAACUCGCAGCAAUGCCAACAGAUCACUUUUCACAAAUGACAAAGGCAGUAGUGAGUCAGUGAGAUUUAUUACAUCACAAACAUUGAGGAAUAGUGCUGCAAAUAAAAAGCGAGAUACAAGAAAGAAAGGAGGAAAGGACAAUCAACCUUGAGGGAGUCUUGGCAAGCUGAAUUGAAUCAAAUAUUGUGCAACGAGAAAGAUGUCAUGUUCACCUAUGCUAAGAGACAUGUAUUUUUGUUUAUGAUUGCCUUUUUGUAACAUAAGUUAGUGGUUUGUAAUGCAGUUUGAACUUUGCAAUUAUCUUCUUUUAAGUAGGAAGGCCUUUGACUUCCUUAUUGUAACACCCGAUUUUAAAGACAAAAUCAG